This is a messenger RNA of Myxocyprinus asiaticus (Chinese sucker), 3532 nucleotides long. RefSeq names its product signal peptide peptidase-like 2A. Gene Ontology annotation, molecular function: aspartic endopeptidase activity, intramembrane cleaving. Bases 177 to 1778 code for a protein of 533 amino acids. Gene Ontology annotation, cellular component: lysosomal membrane; lumenal side of endoplasmic reticulum membrane; Golgi-associated vesicle membrane. The record is from RefSeq and is a predicted model, not a curated record. The transcript is spliced from 17 exons. Gene Ontology annotation, biological process: membrane protein proteolysis. NCBI's taxonomy places the organism in Eukaryota, Metazoa, Chordata, Actinopteri, Cypriniformes, Catostomidae.
AAGCGCGUGACGCUUCUUUCUCGGUAAUGUGACUGUACGGCAGAAGGCGGAAGUGUUAUUGUUAAAAUAAACAUGACAAAAGCGAAACUCAGACAGUGAAAUUACGGUUCUUUAAAAGUAAGACACAAAAUAUAAAAACUCGUUUUCUGGAGGACAUCUGACCAGAAGCGACAGAAAUGGCAGUAAAUCUGUUGAUAUACCUCGCGUUGAUGUUUUGCUCUCAGGUCGGUGGUCAUGAGGCGAUUCUACACGUGUCUGAAGGAUCUACAGUUAGAGAAUACUGUCUGGUGUACAACUCCUCAUGGAGCAACAUCUCACACUCACUCACUGGAGCUCAACCAUACCCAUUAGUGAACCUGACGUCCAGUCCCCUGUGUGAGCGGGGUCAGCUGACCCCAGGUUCUCUUCAGGGUAAGGCUGUGGCGGUCAUGCGAGGGGAGUGUGAUUUCAGUACGAAAGCGCAAGUCGCUCAAGAACUGGGUGCAACUGCACUUCUGGUUACCAGCACUGAGAGUAUGGUGACUCCAUCAGCGAACGACUCAGAGUACAGGAAAGUGAAUAUUCCUCUAGCCCUAAUGAGGCAUCGUGACUUUCUGGACGCCCUGCAGGUGUUUCUAGAUAGAAUGGAGGUGAGGUUAUACGAUCCACCUGUGCCGCUGUUUGAUGCCAGCAUCAUAGUUAUGUUAUUGCUCGCUGUGUUUACGGUGGCCAUGGGAGGGUUCUGGAGCGGAGCAGCGGAAAAGGUGAAGCAGACUGCAGGCCCUUCAGCAGAUGUGAACGACGUGCGUUCUGACAGCAGCGAGUUGUCUCUUUACUCUCCUCUCAAGGUUCUGCUGUUUGUGGGUAUGAUGUGUGUGAUGCUGGUACUCAUGUAUUUCUUCUACCGCUGGCUAGUUUAUGUGAUUAUUGUCAUAUUCUGUCUGGCGUCAGCGACGGCGCUCUAUAACUGUCUGGAUUCACUAAUGACAGCUGUGGGCUGUGGAAUGCUCAGUGUCUCCUGCAGGGGAAAAUCUCUCUCUGUGCGCUCGCUGCUGCUCGCCGCUGUCUGCAUCACACUGGCUGUGAUCUGGGGAGUUUACAGGAACGAUGACAGGUGGAUCUGGAUUCUGCAGGAUCUGUUGGGUGUGGCGUUCUGUCUGAACUUCCUGAAGACCAUCACCCUCUCAAACUUUAAGAUCUGUGUGAUACUGCUGAGUCUGCUGCUGGUCUAUGACGUCUUCUUCGUCUUCAUCACACCGUUCAUGACGCCUAAUGGAGAGAGUAUCAUGGUGCAGGUUGCUCUGGGCCCGGGUGCAGGUGGAGAAAAGACUGAUGGUAAGGUGGUAGAGGUUCCAGGAGACUUCUCAUCCUCCUAUGAGAAAUUGCCUGUAGUGAUGCGUAUCCCACAGUUCUCGUCAUUGGCUCAGAAUCUGUGUAUGACACAGUUCUCCAUCCUGGGCUACGGUGACAUCAUUGUACCAGGGCUGCUGGUUGCAUACUGUCACAGGUUUGACGUGUGGAUAGGCAAUUCUAGCAGAAUAUACUUCAUCUCCUGUGCUAUCGCUUACUGCGUGGGACUAGUGGUGACGUUUGCAGUGUUGUUGGCGACUAAGAUGGGUCAGCCCGCUCUGCUGUAUCUGGUCCCCUGUACUCUCCUCACCAGCUCCAUUCUAGCAUCCGUCCGGAAGGAGUUCAGACAGUUCUGGGCUGGUACCACUUACCAGGUACUGGACGAAUCCAGGAAGCCAUUAUUAUCAGAUGGAAACUCUGGAUAUGCUGGUGGAGUGAGAGAAUGCUGACAGAUCUCAGAUUUAUAUUAUAUAUUAUAUUUCCUCAAACACACAACAGAAGGGAAAUGCCACCUAAUAAGUGUUUUAUGUUGAUGUGACAUGAAUGUUGUAAGUGUUUUAGACUGAUGAAACUCUUUACACUGAAUCUGUCCAUUACAUCACUGCAAACAGGCAUACACUGCAACACUUUCCACACAUCUGACUAUUAACUCAUUCUGACAGAUGGAAAUUAAUCUUUAAGGGGCCUUAAAUCUCCACAUCAACCUGCUGUUUAACUUUCACUUUUUUAAAUGAUCGUUUUAUACCAUAUUGUUUGUAUUUUUUCACAAUAUACUAAUGAAUAGUUAAAUUUUCUUCCACUGCGAAGAAUUAAUAAUUGAAAUUAAAAAAGAAAUUACAACAAAAUGGGCUUUUUAAAUGACUGAAGAUCAUUUGUAAAUUCAGCCAAAGUGGCCUGUUACAGACAAUGACUGAGGUCUCUAUUAGUAUCAGUGUCUGCUUGAGUACACAUGUGUUUGUGUCAGUUACUGUGAGUAUGUGUAUUUGCUGUUCUUGACUCUGGUAAUAAGGUUUAAUUCAGCAUAACCUCACCUUAUAGGGAUAGUUCACCCAAAAAUGCAAAUUCUCUCAUCAUUUACUCACCCUCAUGCCACCCCAGAUGUGUAUGACUUUCUUUUUUCAGCAGAACACAAAUGAAGAUUUUUAGAAGAAUAUUUCAGCUCUGUUGGUCCAUACAAUGCAAGUGAAUGGUGACCAGAACUUUUAAGCUCCAAAAAGCACAUAAAAGCAGCAUAAAAGUAAUCCAUAAGACUCCAGUGUUUUAAUCCAUAUCUUCAGAAGCGAUAUAAUAGGUGUGGGUGUGAAACAGAUUAAUAUUUAAGUUCUUUUGAACUACAAAUGUACACUUUCACUUCCACAUUCUCCUUUUGUUUUUUGGCCAUUCGCAUUCUUCCUGCAUAAUGCUGCCUAUCGGGCAGGGAGAAUUUACAGUAAAAAAAAAAAAGGACUUAAAUAUUAAUCUGUUUCUCGCCCACACCAAUCAUAUCACUUCUGAAGACAUGGAUUUAACUGCUGGAGUGUUAUGGAUUACUUUUAUACUGACUUAUGUGAUUUUUGGAGCUUCAAAAUUUUGGCACCCAUUCACUUGCAUUAUAUGGACCUACAGAACUGAAAUCCCAUACUUUAUUAAUUUACUAAAAUUCUAUAAUAUAAUCAUAACAAAUGUCGUAACGUUAAUCCUUUAUCAGAAAUUAUGGUUACUAUGUUACAGUUUUGUAAAUGGUGUGUCUCUUGCACUGGAAUAUUUUUUUAAUGCAUGCUUUUUUUAAUAAAUUCGUUCUAAAACAAAUUUUCCAGGAUAUACGCUAUCAGGGGAUUUGACUGUGUUGGAAACUUAUCUGAGUGCAGAAAAAAAAAAAAGUGGUACCAUAGUUAGUACCAGCCGCAGGCCGUGCAUUUUAAGUCUAUGCCUUCAAUGUGAUUCAUGCCAUUAAGAAAACACAGUUUCACAAUGAAUAAGACACUCUAUGUCUUUGGGCAUCAUACUUUACGUGGCAGUCAACUAGCAAUACCAGUUGACAUUUUAAAAACAUGUCCACACACGAAAGCCAGAACUUGAUCCGACACUGAAUGCUCCAGCAAGCCUAAUUUACACUUAGAAAACUCCUGAUGUUGCUAUAACAAUGCAAAAAGCACUUACCAAUUUACUUGAAGUGAAAAAUCAGUCCUCCUUUCCUUUUGAAUAAAUUAAGCAAUCACACGGU